AUGGCGCUGACCCCCAGCCUGUCCCCGCUGCGUCUGGCCCGGGCGCCACCUCAGCGGCGCAGCGGCCGCAGCGACCCGCCACGCCGAGAAAAGGGGCAGACGUCCGCGUUGCGCGCGCUGCAGGAUGGUGUGCCGUUGGCCAUGGCCAUUGCUGCUGUCACGAAAGUGAGUCGAGGACGGAGAAAGGUCUUGACGGGUCUUGGUCAAGCUGCUUUGGUACCAUCCAUAGCUGCUUCGGCAGAGACAAGGACGAGGAGUGAUGUUUUCCCAGGAGAAGUGCUGAAAAGUCCGCUGGAUUCGAGGAGCUAUAGGGCCUUGACGCUUCGAAAUGGGAUGAAGGUCCUCUUAGCCUCAGAUCCUGACGCCAUCAGCUCUGCCGCGGCGCUGUCGGUUCACCUGGGCUUCUAUUCUGACCCAGAGGAUCUGCCAGGAUUGGCGCAUUUUUGUGAGCAUAUGCUUUUUCUUGGUACCAAAGAGUACCCAGAGGAGAACUCCUUUGAACGCUUUCUCACUGCGAACUCGGGACUCAACUUGCCUGCAAGACCUGCUGAAUGUAGACCAUUCCAGUUCAAUGCAGAUGCGCCGGCUUUUAAUCCGCUUGGCGUGAACCUCUUCGCUGCAAGUGAAUUUGUAGACUCACUUCAAAGAGCAUGGACUGACGUUGCAUUCUCAUGGGAAGAAGAAGAACCUUCCUGUCAAGUUGCUGUUUGGUUCAUUGAUCACGGAUGGCAAUGGCCACAUGCCACUGCAUAUCGAGUGGUACGCUUACAUGAAGAUUCCAGUGACUGGGAGAGACGCAUCAUCCACACCUGGCCGGAAUACAUUGUCCCUGGAGCUUUGAUUGAAUUGCACCUUGUGCAUCCCAAGCCAUGGACACAUGACAACACAAUAGCCGGCCAUGUUUUGGUCAUCCAGCGGCCGCAAGAAGCAUGGGUCACAUCGCUUAUUACGGUCUAUGAUGACCUUAAUUUGCUCGCACCACCACGACAGAUGGCUGUGACUACUCACGAGCACAUUCUGCUGGAGGUGAUUCUCACAGUGCUGAAUCUACUACAUCAAUGCAUCGGACACCAACCAAGCCAUCAAUGCCAAGCCCACUUCAACCAAGUUGAGCUCUUCAUUGGCAGAGCACUCAUGGGACGCAGUGGAUAUGGCAUUGACAUACACAUGAGAGCACUGCCUCGACCUGUGCAGGCUGAAGCGCCAGUUCUCUUACAACUGAGCACUCUGCUACAGCGGAGAGCACACAGCCCGGCCCCCAACGAGCGCCUAACAACUGACACGGUGGCUCAUGGUCAGUGGCCGUUGGAGAGGUCCAUAGACUUCCCUGAGAUUGGACAAGCAGUUCCACAAGACUGGGCUACGCCUGAAGGUCGGGUCAUGGUGCGAAUCCAUCACAAUGCAACUUCAGAAACAGCCGACAAAGUGCCGACCUAUGUUGAAAUGCCAUCAAUAUACAAUGUGGAUGACGUCCAGCUGGAGAUGCGAGCCUGGGGACAUGAUUGCCAAGCCUUUCUGUGCGGAGCUCACGAUGACGUCUUUGUCGACUUCUCCUCCACUGGUUGCAUGAGACAUUUCACAUAUGUAUUUUGCAGUCGAGAGACUGACGUCAAAGACGGCAUUCUUGUCCGAACUAGCCCCGCAGCUCUUCGUGAUUUAGAUCACACGAGAUGGCUUCAUUCCCAAGGAUACACCAAGGCAGUCCUCAUGACAAAGGAACGUUGGCACAACUCAUUGACAUGCAUCCACUUUGAAGAUGUUCAGCCCAAGCAAGCUGUCACAGAGCGACCCGCUCGACAAAGAACGCCCUGGCCAAGCCAACAGGAGGUUCAGACAGACUUCACGCAGCCCUUUCAGUCACUCGAGCAGUUGCCAUCUGGAGCAGAUUGUCUGAUCCAGCUCGACAUGCAAGAAUGCCAUCAGGUUGAGCGCAUUGACAGAUAUGUGAUUUUCACUGAUGGUUCUUCUCAGACACAGCUGCGUCACAAACCACCUCUUUGGGUAGCCGAACAUGAUAUCUGCGAUUCCUGGGCUUUUGCGGUCUUUGCAGAACAGUAUGGUGAUGUUCCAGGGCAGGCAUCGCGCCUGCAAUUCAUGGGCUUUCAGUGCCAUCAGGUCUUGUAUGACCCAGAAGCCCCACACUAUGUCGGCACGGAGAGGAUCAGCUCCGACUCAGCCGAAACUGAGGCCCUCCUGUGGGCGGGCUUAUGGCGGGUGGCCCAGAACGACAGAAUUCCGACGAUUUUUGUCAGCGACUCCCGUCUUGUCGGAGAUCAGGCAGCUGGACGGAUCGGCACUCAGCUGGCCGAGCCACCAUUCUAUCGCCUUCGAGAAGUCUUCCAGACGCUAGAGGCGAUUUUGCCAGGAGACCAGCUACGAGUGGCCCAUGUGCGCAGCCAUGCGGGAGAUCCGCACAACGAGCUGGUAGACUGGUUGGCAAAACGUGAAGGACAAGGAAGCCUACACCUGCCACGCCAGACGCUGCACAUGAAGACCUUCACACCCAUCUUGAAAUGUCUCUGGAUGCUGGUACAACGACAACGUGAUCUACCCAGGACGACACAAGGAGGUUUAGACGUCAGCCCAGUUUCUCUGCCUCCCAUCACAGAGAUGAACGAGAAACAAGAAACUGGUGGCUCUGAGUUGACUCCAAGUCCUGCGAAGUUCCAGCUCAGUUUUGCCACGGCAAAUGUGCGAACAUUUUACAAAGGCAAUGAAGGCUUCGCUGGCAAGUUGGCUUAUGUUCGAGAACAAUUCGUUGCUCAUAAAGUCAACUUCCUUGGGGUGCAAGAAGCUCGAACAGAAUGUGGCUCAUCGCUUCAGCAUCGCGUUUUACGUCUUGCUGGGGGCAGUGAUAAUGGGCAGUUGGGCGUUGAACUAUGGAUCAAUCUUGGACAGCCAUAUGCUUGGCAUGGAGCGAAACCAAGCUUCUUUGAACGCACAGACUUUGUGGUGGUCUCGACCAGCCAUCGACAUCUUCUUGUACAUGUCCACAAUCAUGAUCUGGACUUUUGGCUCCUGACAGCUCAUGCACCACACAGUGGAGCUCCCAUUGAUGUACGGGAAGAUUGGUGGCACCAGCUCACAACUCUGGUUGCCACCUACACUGGAGAGAGCCACCUGGUUGUCAUGAUUGACGCAAACGCACCCAGCGGGCCCAGUGACGAGAAGCACAUCUUCGCCUUUGAUGAUCAUGAGACUCCCACUACAAAAGUGCUCAGACAUUUUUUGCAGGACUGCCAUUUGUGCGCACCUUCCACGCUUGAUAUACAUCAAGGACCCCGUGGGACCUGGACAAGUCCAGUUGAUGGUUCACUACACCGCAUUGACUAUGUCCUAGUGCCUUGUGGCUGGAAAAACUAUUGCACAUGGUCAGAGAAUCUCGAGGCUCUUGACUUUGGUCAUCUUGGUGAUCAUCAAGCUGUCGCUGUUCAAGUUGACUGGCAUGGCGACAUCCAAAGAUCACGACCAAGGGCACACAAAAGUGGACAUGAUCGCACAGCGAUCACGUCUGAGAACAUGGAAGCCACUUUGCGUGCAUAUCGCCCGAGCAGCUGGGACACUGACAUUGAGCAGCAUGUGGCCCACUUCAAUGCCUAUGUCAAUCAGCAGCUGCACACUCUCUGCCCGCCACGACGCCAAGGGCCAAAGAAAAGUUUCAUCACGACUGAAGUCUGGGAGCUCCGUGCCAACAAGAUACGCCUACAGCGAAGACAACGGCAACUUCAGCGAGAUGCCCGAAGACAGCUUCUGGCAGCGAUCUUCAGAUCUUGGAGAUGUCCAGAUGACGGAGACAGCCCUUUGUUUCCCAUGAGCAAGCCAGCUGACUUCACUCAACGUCUUCGUCUGGGUCUGGAAAUUUGGACUUGCACCAGACGCAUCAGAAAACAGCUGAUGAGGGCAAGAGCACAUGAGGUAGCUGAUGCUAUAGCGCAAUUGCCCACUGAUUGCGCACCUGCACACAUCCUCAGCCGCCUGAAACCAAUCAUCGGCACGAGUAACCCUAAGCUGAAGCGUGCCUCCCCACUUCCCAUGAUUGCCGACGAACAAGGACACCCAGUCACCACCAAGCUUGACUUAUGCCGACGCUGGGUUGAAUUUUUCAGCUUGAUGGAAGGAGGAGAGCGCGUUACAAAAGAGGAGCUUCGGGAGCAAUGGAGAGAGGGUUUGGCCCAGUUCAUCCAGCAGGAACUCCAUCUCAGCCCGGAUGACAUCCCGACUUUGACGGAUCUUGAGAUCGCAUUUCGUCGAGUACGCCCUCACAAAGCAGUUGGUGCAGACAAUGUUCCUCCGGAACUAUGUCAUCUGUACCCGACCCGUCUUGCUCGGGCGGUGUACGGACAGCUUUUGAAGCUGUGCACCCAUGGUCAAGAGGCCUUGAUCCACAAGGGUGGACUUUUGGUUGCUGCAUGGAAACGCAAGGGAUCUCAAAUGGCUUGCGAAUCAUACAGAUCGCUACUGAUCAGCUCUCAUGUGGCGAAAACCGUGCAUCGAGCAGUUCGCUCACACCAAUCACAGACCUAUGAGUCCUUCCUUCAGGCAGAACAGAUCGGUGGCCGUAAAGCCAUACCGGUCACAAUGGGCGUGCACUUCAUUAGAGCUGCUGCCCGGGCUGCACGACGGUACAAACAGUCGCACGCAUUGAUCUUCCUUGACCUUCGAGAAGCUUUCUAUCGCGUGUUGAGGCCGCUAUCAAUUGGCGGCCCCAUUCCAGAUGAACUCCUGGCUUUGGUCGCGGCACGUUUGCAUUUGCCUGCGGAAGCUCUACACGAUCUACAACAAUUGCUGCGAGAUCCAUCGGGAACAGAACGCGACCCUUUUGCAGACGUCGUUUUCGGCUACAUGUUUGCACGCAUCCUGACAGAGGUGGAACAGAAGCUUGAUGCCAUCGGAGUUCUUGAGACGAUCGAGGAUGUCACAGUGACUGGACUCUUUCCCAGCAGUGACAAGAACGACGUUGUCAAACAUACAAUGCUCGGCCCUACAUGGAUGGAUGAUCUUUGCAUCACCAUCACAGGAGCAACAGCUGAAGGUGUUGAGAGGCGGGCCAGCGCAGCAGCCAGCAUAUUGUUGGAAGUAUGCACAGCGCAUGGUGUCUCUCCAAAUUUGGACAAGGGGAAAAGUGAGGUCCUUUUCAGCUUUCGAGGUAAAGGAGCACAACGACUUCGGCGGAAGUAUUUCAGCAUGGCCCAGGGCCACAAGAUGGAGGUCCUCACGGAGUAUGGCCACCACACCAUUACGGUUGUGGGACAAUACAACCACUUGGGCAACAUUGCGCAUCACUCUGGGACUACGCACAAGGAGAUUCGACGCAAAAUUGCCCAAGGCAACGCCGCUUUCUCCACACAGAGGCGUACGCUCUUCCAGAAUCCCCAUUUCUCUACACGACAGCGUGCUGAUCUCUUCAACACCAUGGUGAUGAGCAAGGUCACAUAUGGCAUGGACUCUUGGCUCUUUGAGGACAAGCGCACGAAGUCAUACUAUCACAGCGCCAUUUUUCGACUAUAUCGACGCCUUCUUAAGGUCAAGCCGGACGUGGCGAUAUCAGAUGAUAUCAUCUUGGAGCAAGCCCACCUUCCACAUCCUGACAUUGGACUGAGAAUCACCAGGCUUCGCUACGUGGCCCUGCUCUAUAAGUGCGAGACGGUCACUCCAUGGGCAGUUAUCCGGCAAGAUCAGGCAUGGUGUCAACAGAUUAUGGACGAUCUUCUAUGGCUUUGGAAUCUGGUUUCACGCACUACCAAGCUCCGGGACCCGAGGCUCCACUUUGCUGAGUGGGAAUACAUCCUCCGGUACCAUCGGAGCUACUGGAAAACCAUCCUACAGAGGGCCCAGAAACUGUGCGCGCUCCAGCAUGAAGAUCGUCUUUUGCUUCGCACCCUGCAUCGUGACACUCUGGCGAUGCUGGAGACACACGGAACACUGCAAUCAGCGCCUGUGAAACCAACUCUGCUCACUGCACAAUGUGACAGCUUCUUUGGAUGCAUGCAAUGCCAGAAGAGGUGCCGAACCAGGGGCGGAGAAGGGGCGCACCUUUUCAAGGUACAUGGCAUCACAGCCUUUGAACGACAGUGGAUCGCCAGCACAGCCUGUGAAGCUUGCCUCAAAGAGUACCACUCUUUUGAUAAACUCCAAAAUCAUCUACGCACUGCGACAUCCUGCCGUGCGGUGCUUCAUGCAAGAAGACUUCAGCGACCCUUGGUGCCGGGCAUUGGCUCCAGUGUGAACUCGCAGCUGCGGGACCAACAUGAUGGUCUUCUGCCGGUUUUGCAAGGCAGUGGACCCCUUGAACAGCCAGUUCCGCAACGUGCCAUUGAAUGCCAUCACAAUGAACUUUUGGAGGCUUUGGCAAUUCUGGCGCUUGACUUCACUGGCUCUGAUGCUGAUGAGCUUUUCCUGAAGAUGAAGGAGACUAUCCUGCAAGAACCAAUUGGGUGGACGCAAACCAGGGAGACACUGGUUUAUCUGGCCGACUCACUCACUGAAGAGUUCCUUGCAGAGGUCAGUGUGGGCAGAUUGCCAUUCCUGGAUGUUUUGGACCGCCUGGGAGAUCCCAACACUUGGGGGUUUCUGACUGAGGUGCUCUAUGACACGGCCAACUGUGACCACCUCUAUGAUCUCGAUCUCUACGAGCACUGGUGUGCGACUCUGGCAGAUUGUGAUCAACCUUGGAAGCGCUCUACGCACUGCCAUCGUAUCUUCUACAGAGAACGCAUUGUGGUGCACGCAUACUCUGGCCGAAGAAGGCCGGGGGACGUACAGUGGUACAUGGAGGAGAUCGCAGCUUCAAAAGACAUGGAAGAUGUCAUGGUCAUCUCCCUCGACAUCGUGAUCAACGAGGAAUGGGGGAACAUUGGACGUGAAGAAGUGCAGAAGUUUUGGUUGGCAGCCAUCUUGGACGGCAAGGUCAUUGGCCUACUCAGUGGGCCACCCUGCUGCACGUGGUCAGCAGCGCGUGGCAAGGCUGAUCCCUGCCAGCCUUCUGCCAAACCGAAAGGCCCCCGCAUCAUUCGAACGCGAGCUGAGCUAUGGGGAAUGCAAUCAGUCUCCAUCAAGGAGAUGCUCCAACUACAUGAUGGACAUGUUCUUCUUGGCUUCAGCGUUUUGGCAAUGAGCGCCUUGCACAUCACUGGUGGCUGCGGACUCCUUGAGCAUCCGGGCGAGCCGACGGAUGAGCACGCUGCGAGCAUUUGGCGCCUGCCACUAAUUCGAAUGCUGCUUUCAUUAGAGGGUUUUGACCUGUUGGAAUGUGCACAGGGCUUGUUGGGUGCUGACAGUGCCAAGAGAACUGGCCUGCUCACGCUCAACAUGCCGACAUUGCCACAAUUCAUUAGGGCCAAUGCACUUUGCCGCAAUCUCCCCAAAACGCAAACGAUCGGGGUCGAUGAGCACGGCAAUUUCCGAACGGCCAAAUUAAAGGAAUACCCACCAGCUUUCUGUAGGGCGAUAGCUGAAGGUUUCCUCAACUCAUUCCCUUCCCGUGAGGGCAAGGACCUCCAGCCAAUGCCGCCAGCUUUUCUGUCACGCUGUGCCACCAUGCAUUGUACAGACAUGGGCACGAACAUUGGAGCUGACUUCGCUGGAGCGUUGCUUGAAUCGCUGAAACGCUUUGGCAGUUUCUUCAAGGAGCCACUUUUCACCGCCUCGGCGACUGAGAGAGAGGUCAGCGCGAUUGACUCGGAGUUUGCCAAGAACCGUGAGAGCGACGGGUUCCGGCUACAACAGGUGCUGAAAAGCACCGCCGCAGAAAGCCAUCCAGAAAGACAUUUUGGCUGCGGCAACCGGCAGACCCUGUUGGCAAAAGGCCCAGAGGUGCUUAGAGAAGAAUUGCAGAGAUACUUCCAGGGCUACGACCCGCGCAUCAUGGCACUUUGCGUGGUCGGCAAGGAGCCCCUGAACGUCCUGCAAUCCGCAGUGGAGGAGUCCUUUGGUGCCGUGCCCCAGCGAAUGAAAUUGGACCGCCGCUGGGGAAAUCCUUACCCGCCGCAGACACCGCAACUCUUGGAGGCCGUGCCCGUGUCGGAAGCCCGCUCAUUGUUGCUGGAGUGGGCCUUCUACUUUGAGAACUUUGAAGCGCGGAAGGAGUUUCUCCUGGCGAAGGCACAGGACUAUGUGGCGCAGAUCUUGGGACAUGAGGGACCUGGCUCAAUGCACAGCAUAUUGAAAGGCAAAGGGUGGGUCAAUCGUACCACGGCUGGGGUCAACUUUGACCAAGAUGACUUUGCCAUUUUCCGCUUGAGCUUUGACGUCUCAGAGGAAGGAUUGCGGCAAAAGAACCAGAUCAUCGCUGCAGUUUUCACUGUCCUUGCGCGCUUAAGGGAGGGCGGCUUGAAUGCCGUGCCAGGCUACACCAUCGAGGAGUGCCGCAGCCUGGCGGAGCUCCGCUGGCGCUUCGCGGAGAAGCGCAACUCGCAGCCGCUGUGCUUGGACGCCGUGGAUCUCAUGCAGGAUGGUUUGUCACCAGAUGUCUACCUGAGCAAUCGUUUUUUGCUGUCCGAUCCACCAGCUGAUGGUCCCAGUGCUGGCUCCAUCAACAAAGCCAUCGCACCUGGGCAGCCUGGGCACGAAAAGAUCCUAGAGCAGCUGACGCCCACUCGGGCGCGUUACCGCGUGUUUGCGCGGGAUGCGGCAGCCAAAGAAACGGAGAAAUUCUACGGAGUGAAAUACUCGCAGACGGAGAUUGCCAAAUCAACUUAUCGAGGAUGGGAGCAGCCGGAUUCAGCUUCACUGCCGGGCUGGCACCUUCCAGAGCCCAACAAGUUCAUCCCUCAGAACUUCGCCUUAGCCUGGCCCCAGAUGGAGCGGGUGACAGCUUCGGCGCUUCCACCAGAGCUGAUUCGGAACGAUGAGCGCUGGAGGGUCUUCUUUAAGGCCGACCGAGCAUUUGGCGUGCCCAAGGCAACUUUUAUUCUGCAGUGCUGGUUCCCUGAUCCGACGGAAAUUGUGGAUGCCACGACUCCAGCCUCCAGCAUCAGCACGGCCGAAGGCCGAGUUCUGGCGAGACUUUGGCAGUCUUCGCUGGCAGAUCGCCUCACAGAGGACUACUACGCGGCGCGCUUGGCUGGGCUGGCGGCCAACUGUGCCUCCACCGUGGCGGGCAUCUCGGUGUCCUUCAGCGGCUACAGCGAUAAGCUGCUACUCUUCGUGGAAGAGGUGCUGGAAAAGAUCAAGAACUUUGAUGGGCCCACGGAGAGCGAAUUCGCUCGAGCUUUGGACGGCCUGAAACGAGAACAGGCCUCCUUCGACUUUCAACAGCCCUACGCCCAUGCCGCCUAUUUUUCCCGCCUGGCGACCUUCGACCCGGAGUACACCGUGGAGUCCUUACGGGCGGCAACGGCCAAGGUCACCCGGGAAGCGGUGAGGAAGUUCUCGGAACUGCUGCGUUCCAAGGAGCAGACCUUCUUUGGCCAGGCCCUGAUCAUCGGAAACGUGGACGUUCCCACGGCCCAGGGCAUUUUAAAGACCCUGGACGUGCUGCCGUUUCGAGGAGCAUUGAAGAGUGGCACUGCCGGCGGCCUUCUGCGAUCGCGUUUCGUGAAGUUGGACCCUGGACAGGAUGUGUUGCAAGUUCAGCCCGAGCCUAAUCCAGAGGAGACAAACCAUGCGCUGGUCUCAGUGUUUUGGACCGGGGAUGAAAUCAUUGAUGCGCUGCACAGCCAGCUCCUGGAGAGAUUGCUCAAGGCUCCGUUCUACGACAGCAUCCGAACACAGCAGCAAUUGGGUUACAUUGUCCAAUCUCAAUCUGACCGCAUUGGCAACCUUGCACGAGUUCUGCUUAUCGUGCAGAGCAGUGUACGUGAUCCCAGGGGAUUGCAGCAAGCGGUAGACGAUUUCUUGGUGUCGUUUCGGGCUCAGAUUGAACCUCUCACAGAUGGUCAGCUGACUCCCUUCAAGGCUUCCUUGAAGGAGGAGCUCUUGCGCUCCGACCAACGCCUGGCAUCGGAGACGGGACGUUGGUUUGGGGAGAUUGCAGGUUUUCAGUACAACUGGCGUCGGCGUGAGGAAGAGGCUGCAUUGAUCGAUCAGAUUUCGAUGAAGGAUUUGCUGCAGUUCUUUGAUGAACGGAUCGCAGCAGGUGGAUCUCUAAGGCGCCGUGCCACAACCGCCGUCUUUGCGAAUUCACCCAAACGCUCUGAGUACAUGAAGGAGAUGACGAGCGGUGCAAACCUUGUGGUGGAGGAUCCUGUGAAGUUUGGCGAGAAAGCAGCGAAGUGGCCACUGAGUGAUAAAGAACUGACGAUGCGCGUGUCGCGUGAGUGGGUCGGACAUAGUUGA
This is a messenger RNA of Cladocopium goreaui, 10275 nucleotides long. The record is from the annotation of a GenBank genome assembly. Lineage: Eukaryota; Dinophyceae; Suessiales; Symbiodiniaceae.